AAAGAAUGCGACUGUUCCCAUAGCAAAAUGGUGUGGACAUCCCAAAUCCGCGAAGCGAAGUCAGCCAUGAAGUCAGCCUGCCCUAUCGCAGGGACCGACGCCCGAGCUUGCUGUUUGCUCUUCAAAUUGUCGAUUUUGCAAGAUGCUAGCCCGAAGCUUGUCCCCCAAAGCAACUAAGUACAAAAUAUAUAUAUAUAUUUAUAUCGACGCUAUUUCGGUUUGCGAUAGCUUACGCCCGACGUCUAAACAUGCAGCUGAAACAUCUCAAGACGCUUUUAACACCUCAGGAGGCCUCGGCCAAAGUGACUUGCAUGGCCUGGGCCCCGAAUAACAGCAAACUUGCUGUUUGCACUGUGGACCGAGUGGUGCUGCUUUACGAUGAGCAGGGUGAGAGGAGGGAUAAGUUCUCUACAAAACCCAUCGACUCCAAGUACGGGAAGCAGAGCUACGUGGUCAACGAUAUGGCGUUCUCACCCGACUCCACCAGGAUCGCCAUAGGCCAGUCGGACAACAUCAUUUAUGUGUACAGGAUCGGAGAGGACUGGGGGGACAAGAAAACCAUUUGCAACAAAUUUAUCCAGACAAGUUCCGUGACACGCCUGCUCUGGCCUGCAGAGCAUGCUAUCGUUUAUGGUUUAAUGGAUGGAAAGGUUCGCCUCGCCAACGUUCAGACAAACAAGUCGUCGCCCAUCUACGGCACAGAGUCCUGUGUGGUCUCGUUGGCGUCCAACGUUUCUGGGAAAGGCAUCUUGUGCGGCCACGCGAACGGGAACGUUGUUCGUUACUUCUUUGACGACGAAGGCUCAGGUGAAUCUCAGGGGAAGCUUUUGUCGCAUAUGUGCCCGCCCUACGCCCUCGCCUGGGGCGCCAACAGCGUGAUGGUGGGAGGCUGCGACAAGAAAGUGGUGGCCUACAGCCGCGACGGUCAAAUCCUUCAGACCUUCGACUACAGCCGCGACCGCAGCGAGAGAGAGUUCACCGUAGCCGCCAGCAGUCCCAGCGGCCAGUCGGUGGUACUGGGCAGCUUCGACAGGCUUCGGGUGUUCAACUGGGCGCCUCGGAGGGGCGUGUGGGACGAGGCCAAGUCGAAAGAGAUCGCCAACCUCUACACCAUCACCAGCUUGGCCUGGAAGAGGGACGGAUCUCGGCUUUGUGCUGGGACGCUUUGUGGGGGGGUGGAGCUCUUCGACUGCUGCCUGAGGAGGAGCAUCUACAAGAACAAGUUUGAAGUCACCUACGUGGGCCUGAGUCAGGUAAUCGUGAGGAACCUGUCGACGAGCUCGCAGGUGGUCCUCAAGUCGUAUUACGGCUAUGAGAUAGAGGAAGUCAAGAUCAUGGGCAAGGACCGCUACCUGGUGGCCCACACGUCCGACACCCUCCUGCUGGGUGACAUGCUGGCCAACAAGCUCAGUGAGGUGCCGUGGCCUGGUGGUGGGGGAAACGAGAAGUUCUUUUUUGAAAAUGACUCGGUGUGCAUGAUUUUCAAUGCCGGCGAGCUGAGCCUGGUGGAGUACAGUGACAACCAGGUGCUGGGUUCCGUCAGAACUGAAUUUAUGAGCCCUCACCUCAUCAGCGUGCGCAUCAACGAGAGGAAGCACAAAGGCGUCCAAGACAACAAAAAGCUUGCCUACCUCGUUGACCUGAAGACCAUCGCCGUUGUGGACCUGCUGGCCGGCUGCACUCUGGGAACCAUCAGCCACGACUCCAAGGUCGACUGGCUGGAGCUGAACGAGACGGGCUGCAAGCUGCUCUUCCGCGACAAGAAGCUGCGGCUUCAUCUCUAUGACAUCGACAGCGGCGCCAAAAGCACGCUGCUCAGCUUCUGCUCCUACGUCCAGUGGGUGCCCGGCAGUGACGUGGUGGUGGCCCAGAACCGCGGAAACCUGUGCAUCUGGUACAGCAUCGACAGCCCCGAGAGCAUCACCAUGUUCCCCAUCAAGGGUGACGUCAAAGAUCUGGAAAGAGCGGAUGGCAAGACGGACGUGUUGGUGACCGAAGGCGUCAACACGGUGACGUACACCCUCGAUGAGAGCCUCAUCGAGUUUGGCACGGCGGUUAACGACGGCGACUAUGGAGCUGUCACGGCCUUCCUCGAGACUCUGGAGAUGUCACCGGAGACCGAGGCCAUGUGGAAAACGCUCCGCAAUCUGGCUCUCGAAGCCCGUCAAGUGCACAUUGCGGAAAGGUGUUUUGCCGCCUUGGGUGACGUCUCCACUCUUCGCUACCUCCACCAAACAAACCAGAUAGCUGAGAAGGUUUCAAGGGAAAUGGGCGGUGAUGGAAUGAUGUUCUAUCAAGUUCAAGUGCGCAUGGCAAUGCUGGACAAGAACAUCGAGUUGGCCGAGAUGCACUACGUGGAGCAGAACGCCAUCGAUGAAGCCAUCGAGAUGUACCAGGAGCUCCACAUGUGGGACAAAUGCAUCGCCGUGGCCGAGGCCAAGGGCCACCCGGAACUGGAGACGCUCCGUGGGAACUACUACCAGUGGCUGACCGACACGGGCCAGCACGAGAAGGCCGGCGAGGUGAAGGAGGGCGAGGGAGACGACCAGGGCGCCAUCAACUUGUACCUGAAGGCGGGGCUGCCGGCAAAAGCCGCCCGCCUGGCCAUGAGCCGGCCCAAUAUCACCAACAACGGCGACACUGUCAGCCGCAUCACCGCCAGCCUUGUCAAGGCCGAGUACUACGAGCAGGCUGGUGACCUGUACGAGAAGACGCGCAACCCCCAGAGAGCUUUGGAGUGCUAUUGCAAAGGAGCCGCUUUCAGUAAAGCCGUGGAGCUGGCUCGCCACUCCUUUCCCGCCGAGGUGGUGAAACUCGAGGAGGCCUGGGGGGACUACCUGGUCCAACAGAAACAGAUGGACGCCGCCAUCACACACUUCAUCGAGGCUGGCUGCUCCAUCAAGGCGGUGGAGGCGGCCAUCGCAGCUCGCCAGUGGAAGAAAGCCGUCCACAUCCUGGAGCUCAACGAGGACCCGGCGGCCGCCAUCUACUGCCUCAAGAUCGCUCAGCACUACGCCUCCAUGCAGGAGAUGGAGGUGGCCGAGCAGCUGUUUAUCAAAGCGGGCCACAUUAAGGACGCCAUUGACAUGUACACGGCUGCGGGGUGCUGGGAGCAAGCGCACAAGUUGGCGCUGAAGUGCAUGAGCAAGGAGGAAGUCACCGAGCUUUACGUGAAGCGGGCUCAGGAGAUGGAGCGAGACGGCAAAUUUAAGGAGGCUGAGAGAUUGUUUUCCACAGUGAACCAAACGGACCUGGCCAUCACUAUGUACAAGAAGAAGCAGAUGUUCGACGACGUGGUUCGCCUGGUGGCCAAACAUCACCCCGACCUGCUGACCGAGACACACCUCCACCUGGCCAAGGAGUUGGAAGCUGAGGCCAAAUUCUCAGAAGCGGAACAUCACCUGAUGGAGGCCAAAGACUGGAAAGCUGCCGUCAACAUGUACCGACUUCAUGACAUGUGGGAGGAUGCGUAUAGGAUUGCAAAGAGCCAUGGCGGCCCCAACGCUCAGAAGCAGGUGGGCUACCUGUGGGCCCGCAGCCUGGGCGGGGAGGCGGCGGUCAAACUGCUCAUCAAGUUUGGCCUGCUGGAGUACGGCAUCGAGUCGGCGUCAAACAGCUUUUUAUUCGACUUUGCCUUCGAACUGGCUCGUCUUUCCAGCAAGGAGAAGAUACCCGAGAUCCACCUAAAGCACGCCAUGUACCUGGAAGAUGAGCGCAAGUUUGCUGAGGCUGAGCAAGAGUUCAUUAAAGCGGGAAAGCCCAAAGAAGCUGUGCACAUGUACGCGCACAACAAAGAUUGGAUCAACGCGCAGCGCGUGGCCGAGAGCCACGAUCCAGAGAGCAUCCCGGAAGUUCUGGUGGGACACGCCAAGUUGUGUUUUGAACAGAAAGACUACCAGAAGGCCGAAGCCCUCCUGCUCCGAGCUGAGAGAUCCGACCUGGCUGUCAAAUACUACAAGGACGCGGACAUGUGGAGCGACGCCAUGCGCAUCUGCAAGGAGUACUUGCCCAACAAGCUCUCCUUUCUUCAGGAGGAGUACGAGAAAGAGGCCACCAAGAAGGGAAUGAGAGGUGUUCAGGGUCUACUGGAACAGGCUCGGGAGUGGGAGCAGUCGGGCGAAUAUUCCCGGGCGGUGGAAUGUUACCUGAAAGUGAAGGACGACCCCAACGCCGCACUGAUGGAGAAGUGCUGGAUCAAGGCCGCCGAGCUGUCAAUCAAGUUCCUGGGUGAGGAGCGAGCCGUGAAGGUGGUUCAGGUGGUUGGACCUCGCCUGGCCCAGCUCCGGAAGUACAACACUGCCGCCGAGCAGUACUUACACGUGGGCCAGAUCAAGGACGCCAUCGAUGUCCUCAUGGAGGGCGAGGAGUGGAGCAAAGCCAAGAGGGUGGCCAAGGAGCUGGAGCCCAGGUACGAGAGCUACGUGGACCAAAAAUACAAGGAACACCUGAAGAACCAGGGCAAAGUUGACUCCCUGGUGGGCGUGGACGUCAUGGCUGCUCUGGACAUGUACGCCGAGAGAGGCCAGUGGGACAAAUGUCUGGACACGGCAUCCAAGCAGAACUUUAAGAUCCUCCACAAGUACGUGGCCUUGUACGCCACGCAUCUCAUCAAGGAGGGCUGCGCUCCGAAGGCGCUGCAGCUCUACGUGCAACACGGAGCGCCGCCUAACCCGCAGAACUUCAACAUCUACAAGCGGCUGUUCCUCGACAUGCUCCACCUUCCCGAGGCUCCGGAUUCGUACCGCACGUGGGCCGACCUCCGCGACGUUCUGCUGCAGCUGUGUGAGAACUUGUCCAAGUCGGCAGGUGAGAGCUCUGCGGCCCACGAGGACUUUGAGCGGAUGCUGCUGAUCUCGCACUACUACGCCAGCAGAGCCGCUGUCGCUGGGUUGGAGGAGCUGACGAGCAUCUCGGCCAAGCUAUCCGUGUCCCUGCUACGUCACACCGACCUGGUCCCUGCAGACCGAGCUUUCUACGAGGCCGGCCUGGCCUGCAGGGCGGCCGGCUGGGAAAACAUGGCCUUCAUCUUUCUCAACCACUUCCUGGACGUGUGUGACGCCAUCACCGAUGGGACGCUGGACUCCCUUGAUCACUCGGAUUUCACCGACACCGACAUCCCCUUUGAAGUUCCCCUUCCUCCCAAGCCUUGUGUUCCUGACCCGCAGCGGGAGGAGAUCCGCAACUGGGUCCUGACGGUGGCCGUGUACGGUCGCCUGGAGCAGGUCCUGCCACGAGACGAGAGGAACUCGUACGAAGCAUCGCUGGUGGACUCCAACAGCGGUCUUCGCUCGCUGCCUUGCGUUCUGACUGGCUAUCCCGUUUUAAGAAACAAAAUGGAGUUCUCGUCGGCGGGAAAAGCUGCCAACAAAGAAGACUGGAAUCGAUUCCUCAUGACCACCAAGACUAGUCAUAGUCCGGAGUGUCAGGACGUCCUCAAGUUCAUCAGCCAAUGGUGCGGCGGCCUGCCUGCGGCCGGAUUCUCCUUCCACUGACACCUUCGGAAGGUUCUCAACGAUUCUAUUUACAGUUUUUUUUUUUUUUUUUAGUUGCAAGUCUCAGAAUGCAGUUUUUUGUUGUCUGACUAACUUCCAUUGUAUUUUUUUUUUCUUCACAGGAUUCUUAGCCUGGAAUAGCAGCAACCUCAUUUCAUUCCCGGUAAUUCUAAAAUAGGACUUCAGCUCCAACACAAGAGUUAUUUAUUCUUAAUAUUACUCACGAUUGUUUUUUUGUAGGUUGUGUUUUUUGAGGGGAUCAAGUUUCCAAUAUAAAUGAUCUCCAAUCUAUUUUGUUUGCCCCCGAGUCUGUUCACUUUUGAAUGAACCCGAACGUAGUGAUGGUUCAAUGAAACUUUCAUCUUGACGCUGCUCUUGUGACGAUCGUCGAUUUUUUUCCUUGUGCGUGCAUUCAUAACGCAACGGUGACUGCUUGAAUGUUAAAUCCUCAAGGGUAUAACUCUGACAUGAUGUUCUUAACCUUCAGAAUAUGCUUCUAGGUGAAACCAAUUCGCCAAAAAGUCCUCAAAAGGUCCAAGUCCUCGCUAAUGUCGCUUUUAACGAUGUUGCUGUGAAUAGAUUCUGGAUGUUUUUUUUUUUUGUUUGUUUUUUUAAUCGACUUACAUCCGACUUUUAAGUUUUGCUUUCUUCUGAAUCGCCCCAUCCGGUCGCUAGGAAACACAUUCCUCCGUCUCUCAGGAGAAGGGCUCGUCCUUUCUUGCUAGCGAAUGCAUCAUCACCUUUUUUUUUUCUUUUCAAAAGUUGGAUGAAAAGUCCAACAUGCUUUGAUGUCUUUGCUCCUUGUGGCGCACAGAAAAAAAAAA
This is a messenger RNA of Hippocampus comes (tiger tail seahorse), 6316 nucleotides long. RefSeq names its product intraflagellar transport 172 (gene ift172). The coding region runs from base 249 to 5492 and encodes 1747 amino acids. The transcript has 47 exons. Gene Ontology annotation, cellular component: intraciliary transport particle B; axoneme; ciliary basal body. The record is from RefSeq and is a predicted model, not a curated record. Lineage: Eukaryota; Metazoa; Chordata; Actinopteri; Syngnathiformes; Syngnathidae. Gene Ontology annotation, biological process: intraciliary transport. Gene Ontology annotation, molecular function: protein binding.